This is a messenger RNA of Exaiptasia diaphana, 6046 nucleotides long. Its product is annotated as protein mono-ADP-ribosyltransferase PARP14. NCBI's taxonomy places the organism in Eukaryota, Metazoa, Cnidaria, Anthozoa, Actiniaria, Aiptasiidae. The transcript is spliced from 15 exons. Bases 212 to 6046 code for a protein of 1944 amino acids. The record is from RefSeq and is a predicted model, not a curated record. Gene Ontology annotation, biological process: negative regulation of gene expression. Gene Ontology annotation, molecular function: NAD+ poly-ADP-ribosyltransferase activity; transcription corepressor activity; RNA binding. Gene Ontology annotation, cellular component: cytoplasm; nucleus.
AUGCGAGAUUCCAAAAUYGUAUCGAAUGCAAUGACCAUAGGAGAGCCCUCUAAAAUUAAUAGGGGAUAUAACCCCACUUAAUAUGCACAUUACAUCGAAGUUCUGGGAAUUACCCAAAGGAUCUUGGGAWAUGUAAUGCAAUAAUUCUCGGUAGGCCACUUCCAAGAAGUCCAUGAAGCGUGCAUUCUAGAAUACAGCCUUGCGGACUAGUAUGUGGGAUAGAACUGUCUUUGUAACAGGGAUYCACGAAGAAAUCAACGAGGAAGACUUACAAAUUUACUUUCAAAGUAAGAAAAAGUCGAAUGGCGGUGAUAUAGAGAGCAUUGAAUACCGACGUGACACUGGAGAAGCGAAGAUUACCUUUACUGACGAUGAAGUUGCCAGAAUUGUUGCUACAAGGAAGCACAACUUGAAAGGGUGCAAAUUGACAGUUGAAAUGUCAAGCCAUAGAAAAACAGACAGCGACUGGACCUUGAGUGUUUUAGUUCGAGGUAUUUCUGAAAAAACUACGAAAGAUGCAUUACAAAAUUAUUUUGAGAACACAAGACGAUCAAGCGGCGGAGAUGUGAAAGACAUCACGUUGGAUGGAAAUCAAGCUACUGUUACUUUUGAAUCCCCUGAAAUUGCUACAAGAGUACUCGAAUGGGGUAAACACAACUUAGAUGGCCAGUCAUUAACAGUAACAAGAAUAAAGCCUAACACACCCAAGAAKAUCACGAMUAAAUCWUCACAAGAGMCAGAAACAGAGGAAAGAUCACGUGUUGUUUGCGUUAAGKSUAUUUCASCYAAAACAACCAAAGAUGCUUUGCUGAAUUUCUUUGAGAAUAAACGUCGAUCAGGAGGGGGAGAGAUAGAGGACAUUCAGUACAAUCAAGAUGAAGGAAUUGCUGACAUUACCUUUUGUGAUGCUGAAGAUGCUGAGCGUGUAGCUGAAAAAACGACACUCCAGCUUGAUAACGUUCAACUAAACUUAACACUCAAAGAAAUCCCUAAAGUCCUACCAAAGGACCCACGAAARGUGCAUGUAAUGGGAUUAUCAGAUAAAACYACAAAGGAUGGAUUUAUGUCAUUCAUGGAGAUAGCCAGCGGGGAAGAGGUGGAGAGCAUGCUUUUUGGAGAAGAGUCGAAUGUGAUGGUCACAUUUGAACAGCCACCAGACUUUGAAAAAAUCGUGAAGAAGUGUAAAAGCAGACCNCUAGAUGGCAGCUACUUGAAAGUGGAACAAGUGAGUAUAUGCGACUGCAUUGAAGUGUCUGGACUGGGAUCAAAAACAACAAGCGAUACCAUUCUGUACUACUUUGAAAACACGAAAAAAUCUGGAGGUGGAGAAGUCAAAAAAGUGGAGUACAAUGAUGGAGAAGUCAGGGCACUAGUUUUCUUUGAAGACUCUCAAGAUGUGGAAAACGUUGUCACUCGUGAACACGUGAUAAAUAGAGAAACACUGAAAGUUGCUCCUUACUAUCCAUUUCUUGGCGAAACUUCAAAAGAACCUGGAGGCGGGAAAAAAGAAAAAAAGAUACCGGUAGAUCCUCUCACCAUACCUUUCAUCAAAAAGUUCUUCCAGCAGGAAUUCCAUGACCUCUUAAAAGAAMAUGAAGUACGCCACAUAUAYGAGGAAGGACAAGAGGAACUUAUUUUGAUUUCUACUAACAACAAGAUCGAUAAGGCCAGAUGGGAUGGAUCCUGUAAAGCCAUUGAGGAGUACAUCAAUCAGAUAAUAAYRCAMCAAGURCAAAUAUCUUCAGUAGCCUGGACUGACCUUGUCCAGCAGGCAAAAGAGAAGUUUSAUUCAUUCAAAGAUGUAAUGGAAAUUACUUGCAAAAAAGAKAAACAGCGCAUUAUCCUUCRUGGGAGGAAACAAGAUGUCGAUGGAUUGGCAGAAAUGCUUGAUGAUUUGAGUAAAGAAAUUGAGAAGAAGAUCGAGUACGAGAACGCUAAAGUUACCAAUACAAUUUCCAUGUCAAAGGCCCAGUUUGAUCUUUUGAAUAUUACCGGKACUGCUGAAAAUCUUAUGGGGCAAUAUAAAGAUCUUAAAGUGGUCAUGGUGAAAGAAGACCGAUCAAUUCUAUUCGAAGGACACGAUCAGUUGGUAAAAGAAGGGAACAUACAAAUUUAUAAAAUCCAAAGCAAAAUGAAAGAUGAUGAAAUAGAGCUCUCUAAAUCUAUAGCCAGUAUUCUUACUUCUGAUGCGGGUAUGAUGUACCUUGCGCAAAAGUUCAAAAACAGACAAAUCGACGCUGUCAUAGGUCCUGCGGACGGCCAGGAUGACACAAAGAUCAUGAUUACCGCUUUAGAUCGCCCAGAUGUUAAAAAGGCUGUGGCUCUUAUCAAGGAGAUCAUGACGGAGGACACUGUUCCAUUAAAGGAAAAUCAACAACCAUUGGUGUUGUCGGAAAAAUGGAAACAGUUGGAAAGUAACUUCAGGAGGUCUAUGCUCCUUAGAGUGACACAAGAUCCAAGAUCAAACAUCGUAUCAAUUGCUGGAGUAAAAGAGCAAGUGGACGAAGCCAAGGAAAGCGUCCUUGCGUUUUUCGAAGARAACGCUAUUAUUGAGAAAACUGUUGAAGCAGAUSCCGGGCGUGUAAAAUAUAUUUUYCGGUUUGAAAAAGCAAAACUCAAAACGAUCGARGACACAUACAACCAUCAGUCAGUUCAAAUCAUAAUGGGAGAAGAUGUUGAUCAGCUAACARUUCGUGGAACAAAAGAAGGCACUCAGAAAGCCUUUAAUGAAGUACAGAAGCUUGUCAACCAGAUCAAAGAAAAAACCGUUGAACUUGAAAAGCCAGGAACCAAGAAAUUGUUCAGUGACAAGAAAGGUAUGAGACUGCUCUCUAAURUCGAAAAUGAUCAUUCAUGUGUCAUUGAGAGAUGCUUCACUGGAGAUAAAAAGCUCACCAGUGCUUCAGGUGAUACUGGUUCAUCUCGAGCACAACAGAUUUGCAGUUAUGUAACCCCAGAAGGAAAGACCAUAGCACUCCUUAAAGGUGAUCUCACAGAUUACAAGGUCGAUGUCAUGGUCAACGCAGCCAAUUCAAGGUUACAGCAUGUUGGUGGCUUGGCAAAAGCAAUUGUACAGAAAGGUGGGCGUGGAAUCCAGGCUGAAUGUGAUGAUUACAUAUUGCGACACGAUCGUCUUUUAGACGGUGAAGUUGUUGCUACAGGUCCAGGAAAGCUACCUUGUAAAAAGCUUGUGCAUGCAGUGGGACCCAGCUGGAACAAAUUGUCUAAAAAGUACAGAGACGAAGAAACUAAAGAAGAACGCAUCCUUGCACAAACGGUUUAUAACGCUUUAGAAAAAGCAAAAGAUUUUACAAGCAUUGCAAUCCCUGCCAUUAGUGCGGGUGUAUUUGGUUUCCCUGCUGAUGUCUGUGCCAAGACAAUAGUGGAGAGUAUCCUGGCAUACUCUGAGGAGAACGAUAGGUGCAACCUAUCUAAGAUUUAUAUUAUUGAUAUAAAUGAAGAUGUGUUGAAAGCAUUCACAAAGGAAAUGAAAUCAAGAUUCGGCAAGAUGCCAUCCUUUACUGACAGUACAGCACCAGCCAAAUCUGAGCCGUUGAAAGUCUCAUCAGGCGAUACUGUUGUAGGAAGACGUAGAAGCGCUGCUAAGGUUGAGCAAGCAUCCAACAAGGCCAGUCCUGCAACGGCAGUAAGUGGAAACGUAGCAGAUAUUAACGGCAUCAGAACAGAAGUCAUUAUCGAUGAUCUGGCAAAAGAGGAGGCCCAUGUUAUCGUCAAUACUGUGUCCAGUGACCUUGAUCUUAGCAAAAAUCCAUGCGCUAAGGCCCUUAGUAAUGCCGCUGGACCAGGUUUACAGCAAGAAUGUAGYGGAAAAGGAAAGCUAACACCAGGACAAAUUGCCGUUACAGAAGGYUACAGCUUAGGCUGCAAGAAUGUUUUCCAUGUUGUUGCAGGGGCAGCUUGGCAAAAUGGGCAGGGCGAGAAGGUUUUGCGAUCAUUGAUCGCCUCAUGUCUGAAAAAAGCAGACAAYUUAGGAUUUUCCAGCAUUGCCUUUCCAGCCAUCGGAACCGGAAAUCUUGGUUUUCCWAGGGAUGUGGUUGCCAGGAUCUUUUUUGAAGAAGUUGAUUCCUUUAAAAAAAAAUAUCCACAAACAUCUAUUCUGGAUGUACACAUCGUGUUAUUCCAUAAAGAUCAACCUACGAUUGAUGCCUUUCAAAAUGAGCUUAAGAAUUUGAGAARUCCUGACGAAGAUGGAUAUUCUCCUGAUUUUAGCAAGGCUAAGAAGGGAAAACGUCGRGGUCAUAUAUCCACAGAGCUGGAAUUAGAAAGCGAAUUAAGUAGCGCAAGUUACUGGUCUAGGAGCGACGAUCCCAAAAACACCCAGAUUGGUUCAGUGAAUGUAGAACUUGUCACUGGGGACAUUACAAACGAAACAACAGAUGCCAUAGUUACAGUUUCCAACMCAUCACUARAUUURUCUCUUGGCGGUGGGGUAGGGGCCGCUAUUGCAAAGGCUGGAGGAGCCACUAUACAAAAAGAGUGCAAUAAACUUGGCAGGCAGUUACCAGGAUCAGUCGUAUGUACUUCGGCUGGAAGACUUCGUCCCCGAAAGCUCUUCCACCUUAUUCCAGCAUCAUACAGACCUGGUGAUAUCACAUUUGUUGUAUCAGAAUGUUUUAAAACGGCAGAAUCCCAAGGGGUCGAUUCCAUUUCAGUUCCUGCUGUGGGUACUGGAAAUGUCAACAUACCAACCAAAGAGGCAGCAAAAGCUCUCUUGAAAGCAAUUGGGAAGUUUUGUAAAACRAAUCCGUCUUCUAUAAAGCUCAUUCGUAUCGUGGUGUUCCAAGAACAUAUGAUUAACGAAUUCCAUAGAGCCAUCGAAGACUUGAUCAAAACAGAAUCUGGUUCGACUUUUGGUGGAAUUUGGUCGUAUAUAAAAGGACUGUUUUUUGGAACUGAAGAGAAAAGGACCACUAGAUCUCGAGGCAUCUUCGAUGUCUAUGGACGAAUUUCCGAAGAGACAAAUAUGACAUCUAGUCCACAUCAAAAGAUGGGGCUUAAGAUAUUGGCGCUAAAUGACACAAGUCUGAAAAAAGCUGAURCUGCUAUCAAUGAGUUGAUAAAAGAGCAAUCCAAGAGGAAAGUAAUCGACAAUCGUCAAACUGAAAUUGAGGGACUGACGCAGACUCAAAAAGAUCGUAUUCUACGACUUCAAGAGAAAUAUGAUACAGAUAUUGAAAUUGAGAAGCGCUCAGCUCGAAUAAUCAUAWGUGGACUUACUGAGGAUGUUCACGAGACAGUAUACGAUAUCAACCACAUACUAAGUGAGAAGGUUGAAGAAGAGCAUCGACGUAGAUUUGCAGAACUUGUGGCCAAGAAUGUACAUUGGUAUUACAUUGAAGACAAUGWUGAGGUGGCCUACGAUGAUGAAACCAAUGCUGACAUAGAAAAAGCAUACUCUGCUAAGGAUGAUUCACUGAAAAUUACCUUUGUGGAUGACAACAAAAAAAUUCAAGAUUGCAAAAUCGACUUCAAGUCCAUGAAGGAAAUCAACCUUAAUACUAAGACUGCAAUUAGUAUUGUGAGAAAAGAGCUUGGAAAAGGCAUCCCGUUACCAUCUCAUUGGGAAACUCAACCUAAAGAUGCUAAUGGUAAAGAGAAAGACCUUCAUCUUGUUACACUGGACCGUGGCAAACAUAUAGACGAAUAUAAAAAAAUUGAAACAGCGAUAACCAAGUCAACGCCUAUCAACAUUAUCAAAAUUGAGCGUGUACAAAAUCCUGAGCUUUUCCGUGCCUACAYRGUGAAGAAGCAAAAGAAAGAUGAAGGGAAUGGUAGUAAUGAAAUGAAGCUGUUCCAUGGUACAGCCACCAACAUCUGCAGUUUAAUCAACCAAAAAGGGUUUAACAGAAGCUAUAGUGGCAAAAAUGCCGUUGUCUACGGGAAAGGCACAUACUUUGCGAGAGAUGCAUCUUAUUCGAUGAGAUCUACCUAUUCCCCAGUUGACUCUAUGGGUAAUCGUUGUAUGUACCUAGCCAAUGUUUUGGUCGGAGAAUACGCAACACAAGUUCCACUACUGCAUGUAUAA